AAUUUUUGAAGUCAUUUGGGUAAAAACUAAAAAGGUUCAAUUUUGAAGUUCCAUUGGUGGUGGUGUGCCUUUGGCUUCUGCGACAGCUGGAAUUCUCUGCAAUAUCUAUGAAGUCGGCAACAUCGGCCACGUCGCCAACGGCGACAAGCUUUAAACUAGGAUCUCUCAGACUCUUAGCCUUGGCGCAGCAGCUGCGGCUAUACAAACCGCCGCUUUCUUCACCGUUCGACGAGGAGAGCACCAGGAAAUUGGUAUCCCACGUUGGGUUUCAGGAACUUAUGGCUCCGGUGAGGCUCACACCGAAGAAAGCGGCUGUCUUGAUUUGUCUCUUUGAAGGAGACGACGGUGAUUUGCGUGUGAUCCUCACUAAGAGGUCUUCCACAAUGUCUACUCACUCGGGAGAAGUUUCUUUACCAGGUGGUAAAGCAGAAGAGCAUGAUAAGGAUGAUGGGGUCACUGCAACCAGAGAAGCAGAGGAAGAGAUUGGAUUAGACCCUUCUCUUGUUGAUGUUGUUGCUUUCCUCGAACCAUUUCUGUCUCAGCAUCUGCUUAGAGUAACUCCUGUGGUAGGAAUAUUAUGGGACAAAAAAGCGUUCAAUCCAAGGCCAAGUCCUACAGAAGUGGAAGCCGUGUUUGAUGCACCCUUUGAAAUGUUUCUGAAGGAUGAGAACCGGAGAUCCGAGGAGAUUGAGUGGAUGGGGGAAAAGCUUUUGUUCCACUUCUUUGAUUACAAAACAGGAGAUGACGAUUAUGUUAUAUGGGGUUUAACUUCCAGAAUCUUGAUAAGAGCUGCAACAGUGGUUUAUCAACGACCACCGGCUUUCAUUGAACAGAAACCUAACUUGAAGUACUCCAAAAUGAACCAGGCUACUAGUUUAUAUGGAUAGUUGAAGGCGCCGAGUUCUAGCAUCCGCCUUCCUUGGAGAUCUUGUGGCAAAUUUACAUGAAUCUUGUGAAAAAGGACGAUUGCUAGAGGUGUCUCUAUUUGGUCAUGUCCAGGUCAGUCUGUAUUACUGAUAUUUGUAAAGUUGCCUUUUGUCUGCUCUUUGUUUCCAAAGUUAUUUCUGCGGUAUGUUCAAUUGUGAGAAGUGAGCUAUUUCCAUGUUAUCAAUAUAUCCUACAACAAAUAUCAGGUUCAUUUGUGGAAAUGGUGGAUUGUUCAUUUCUAAUU
Molecule: messenger RNA, 1171 nt
Organism: Camelina sativa (false flax)
Lineage: Eukaryota; Viridiplantae; Streptophyta; Magnoliopsida; Brassicales; Brassicaceae
Product: nudix hydrolase 22, chloroplastic
Biological process (GO): coenzyme A catabolic process
Molecular function (GO): coenzyme A diphosphatase activity
Source: RefSeq, a predicted model, not a curated record